Cariama cristata (Red-legged seriema) is the source of this 1581-nucleotide messenger RNA. RefSeq names its product glutamate-cysteine ligase, catalytic subunit (gene GCLC). Gene Ontology annotation, molecular function: glutamate-cysteine ligase activity. The annotation marks the transcript as partial. Gene Ontology annotation, biological process: glutathione biosynthetic process. The record is from RefSeq and is a predicted model, not a curated record. The transcript has 10 exons. Gene Ontology annotation, cellular component: glutamate-cysteine ligase complex. Lineage: Eukaryota; Metazoa; Chordata; Aves; Cariamiformes; Cariamidae.
GUAACGUUCCAGGCUUGCAGCAUUUCUGAAGCAAGGUAUCUCUAUGAUCAGCUAGCCACAAUCUGUCCCAUUGUGAUGGCGUUGAGUGCUGCAUCUCCGUUCUACAGAGGCUACGUGUCUGAUAUUGACUGUCGCUGGGGAGUAAUCUCCGCAUCUGUAGAUGACCGAACACGAGAGGAAAGGGGGCUAGAGCCACUGAAGAACAACCAUUAUAGAAUCAGUAAAUCCAGAUAUGAUUCCAUAGACAGUUAUCUAUCUGAAUGUGGUGAGAAAUACAAUGACAUUGAUUUGACAAUAGACAAAGAUAUCUACGAGCACCUAAUAAAGGAAGGUAUUGACCACCUUUUGGCACAGCAUAUUGCACACUUGUUCAUUCGAGACCCAUUGACUUUGUUUGAGGAGAAAAUACAUCUAGAUGAUGCAAAUGAAUCCGACCAUUUUGAGAAUAUUCAGUCUACAAACUGGCAGACAAUGAGGUUUAAGCCACCUCCUCCAAAUUCAGAUAUUGGCUGGAGAGUGGAAUUCAGACCUAUGGAGGUCCAGUUAACAGAUUUUGAAAACUCUGCAUAUGUCGUGUUCGUGGUAUUGCUAACCAGAGUGAUUCUGUCAUAUAAACUGGAUUUUCUCAUUCCUUUGUCCAAGGUGGAUGAAAACAUGAAGAUGGCCCAGAAAAGAGAUGCUGUCCGGCAGGGAAUGUUUUACUUCAGAAAAGAUAUUUGCAAAGGUGGAAACACCGUUGUGGAUGGAUGUGGCUCUGCACAGAACGGGACAGGCAGCAAUGCGGAAGAGUACACCUUAAUGAGCAUUGAUACAAUUAUCAAUGGGAAGGAAGGAGUCUUUCCUGGUUUGAUCCCAGUUUUGAAUUCCUAUCUUGAAAACAUGGAAGUGGAUGUGGACACAAGGUGCACCAUUCUAAACUACCUGAAGCUAAUAAAAAAGAGAGCAUCUGGAGAAUUAAUGACAGUGGCUCGAUGGAUGAGGGAAUUUAUCGCGCAGCAUCCAGACUACAAGCAAGAUAGCGUCAUAACUGAUGAAAUGAAUUACAGCCUUAUUUGGAAAUGCAACCAAAUCGCACAAGGCCAGGCAGAGUGUCCUGAACUAUUGGGGGUAGGAUUUAAUAAGAAACAAAGUGGAAACAAAACUGGCUCUUUGUAAUGAAUGAAUGUUUCUUAAAUGAUAGAAAGUUUAAGCCUUUUAGCAAAGCACUAGCAAAGAUACUGUGAAUCUGGCACAGUUUCAUGGUGUGAAGACCAAAACAGGGAUACUGCACUAUAAAAUGGGCCAAUCUGCCUAAAUAUUCAUUUAAGGCAUCCUAAAAUGGGCAUAUUCUUAUUGUUAAGGUUUAUACAAUGUACAUGUAAAUAGUAAAAUAUUUUUAUGAUUAACAUCAACGUAUUUUAAUAACAUUGUAUCUAAAGUUAUUGUGAAUUAGCUUGUAACUUUUUUAUGCUUAUUCUAGAAAGAAAAAUCAUCCUGAACAGCUUUGUAAAUGUAAUGGUACUUGUAUAUUAUAUGCAUUCCAGUUACUGAAUGUUUACUGUAAUUUUUUUUAACCUGGAAUGUGCUAAGUAAUCUACCUUA